Molecule: messenger RNA, 1830 nt
Organism: Aureobasidium namibiae CBS 147.97
Lineage: Eukaryota; Fungi; Ascomycota; Dothideomycetes; Dothideales; Saccotheciaceae
Exons: 1
Coding region: 1-1830 (609 amino acids)
Biological process (GO): conjugation with cellular fusion
Cellular component (GO): mating projection tip
Molecular function (GO): protein binding; phosphatidylinositol binding
Source: RefSeq, a predicted model, not a curated record
AUGAAGUUCCGGAGAGCCUCGCAUAAUCACGGAUCCUCUUCCUCGAUACAACAAAUCAAAGAUCCAACUGCGAUAAUUCCCCCAAAGAAGGUCAUCAAGGCUCUGUACGACUGGGACGCUCCAACCGACAACCCCACUGUGCGCUUCUUGUCGUUCGCUUCUGGCGACUUCCUCCACGUUACUGGGCGCGAAGACGACACCGAGUGGUACGAGGCCUGCAAUCCGCUCCACAACUCGCGCGGCUUGGUGCCUGUCAGCUACUUCGAACAAGUCGGCAAGACAGUGCGCGACAGCGCUUCGGUCGCGUCGUCACCCAGCACUCAGCACGAUAGUGGUUAUGCCGACAAGGCUUCGCACAACCCCUCGAGAAUGAGCAAGUCUUCCAUGGGCAGGUCUGGCGGUGCCCCUGUCUACGGCAUUGUCGCAUAUGAUUUCAAGGCCGAGCGCCCCGACGAGCUCGAGGCCCACGAAGGAGAAGCGAUCAUUGUCAUUGCACAAUCCAACCCGGAAUGGUUCGUCGCAAAGCCUAUCACGCGACUGGGCGGUCCAGGCCUCAUUCCCGUAUCCUUCGUCGAGAUCAAGGACCUCACCAGUGGCAAGACAAUCGACUCGGCCGAGGCCAUCGCAAGAGCUGGGAUCCCGAGGGUGGAAGAGUGGAAGAAGAUGGCAGCAGACUACAAAAACACCAGCAUUCCGCUAGGGCAGAUUGGCAACAUGCAAGCCGCUUCUCAGGCGUCAGUGGCAGGUUUGCAAUCGACCUUGGAUCGCAUGAGUCUCAGCAACGGCAGCCACGCUCGCAACAUGUCGACAGUAUCGCAGCGUGUGACAUCGCAGGCGCAUUCGCAAUACCCACUUGCGCCGUUGCGCGCCUCGGUCCCACGCUACAUGUACCUUGACGAGAAGUUUCAUUUCAUUGUUGAGGCGACACUGGCCGAUGGCUCUCAUUGGGACUUGACGCGCAUAUACGAGGACUUCUACGAGCUUCAAAUCAACCUCAUCAAGGCCUUCCCCGAUGAAGCUGGCAACACAGGCCAGCCUCGCACUCUUCCACUUAUGCCCGGCCCGGUACAAUUCGUGACGGAUCGCAUCACCGAAGGCCGUCGUGAGAAUCUCGACGAAUAUCUAUAUAAGCUCUUGCGCCUUGGUUCCCAUGUCGUCAACAGCACGCUAGUCCGUGGCUUCUUCAGCCCUCAUCCUGGGGACUACGAGGUAGACGUGAAUGUUGUCGACCUCAACGAGCACAGUCGCUCUGCCGCAGAAGCAAAGACUGAUCGCUACUCGACCGCUUCUCACGCAUCCGGCCACUAUGCCGCUUCAACCAAUUCUGCCCGGCAAUCGACCAGUGCACAAUCUUUCGCUGCCCAUCAACGUCAACAGUCAUCCGUUGGUGCUGGAUCCAUGCGCGCCCCUCCUGGUCACUACCGGACACCCUCCCAGUAUACUGAUUCCACUGUGAACAAUAAUCACAAUGCUGCUCCUCCUCUCGCGCGUCAAAUUACAGCCAUGUCUACUGCAACAACUUCUUCAGCAACGACUAGUGGUGGUGCUUUGAAGGUCAAAGUGUGGUUCGACCGCGAGACGUGUGUUGUCUUGCGUCUCCCGCCCCGAGGUGCUUUCAACUUUGAUGAUCUCUACCGAAAGAUUCUGGAGAGACGCAGGUUAGAGUACGGCGAGGCCGACCCACGUUCCGACGAGACAGAACUGGAUAUUGAAGUUCGCAGCGAGCGAACGGGCGACUACACACCACUUGUGAACGACGAUACCCUAGAAGAUGCUAUUCAGCAGAACGAAAAAAUGAUGCUGGUUGUACAAAGUGCUCACGGAAGGUAA